GGCAACAAGUGCCCGACCCCAGGCUGCACGGGGCAGGGUCACGUGACCGGACUCUACUCUCACCACCGCAGGUAAGCAAUUAUCGGUAAUUAACCUAUGCUCUGCACUUUACCCUGGUCGAUUAGACACUUACGCGCUACGACAGAAAGAGCAAGUGAAAUAGGACUGACACUAGCAGACUCAGUCGACAUAUUAUCCGGUCGUCAUUGAACACAGAAUAUGAUAAUAUGUCACCUUUGCGUUUCAUAUCUGUAGGCAAAGUUCUUUUCGAAAUUCUCCACAUUGGGCAAAUUGAAACUCUGAUUUUUUGAUGAAGUUCUCAAGGGCAUACAUCGUGUAACGUAACUGCAAUAUACCUUUACACAAGCAUAGCUUUUGUAAAAAAAAUUUGAUUAAUGAAUUAUUGUAGGCUGAAUCAAAUUAUCUCGUUCAUUCAAAUUUUAUAGUUUUUUUUUUUAUAGUGCACAACGGAACGCACAUAAACUGGAAAAAAUAUAUAAAGUAUCCAGUUUUAUCUUUUUAAUUAUAUUCCUAAAAGUAUGAAUUGACGUAAAAGUUAAUGAUAGUAUUCAUGCAGUGUUAAUAAUCUACGCGCAAUUUGAAAUAAAAAUCACAGUGAAACGUGAAGAAUCAAAUGACAAUCUCAGAUUCGUCCUUCGUAUUUCCCCAAUUCACUUAAAACUACAUAUUUGUAUUAUACCACCGUGCUUCAUAAUUCGCUAUUGUGGUUUCAGCCUAUCCGGUUGUCCACGAAAGGAUAAACUAACGCCAGAGAGUAAGUAGUCGCCGAUUACGGCAGCAUUAUUCUUACUUCUCUUAUCGUAGUUACAUAGAUGCAUCUUCUUUUUGCGAGACUGCCUUUUUCACGCGACCGCCGAGGCAAAGGAGUAGCGAGUGUAACGAUCGUUAACGGCCGUACUUAUUUUUCCCAAUAGCGGUAGUACGUUUCUCUCAGAUCGAUCCGACGAUCUUUAAUACGACACGAUCGAAUCUAUCACUGUUCGAACCAAGUUUCGCGACUCGACGCAUUUUUUUCGUUUCAACCUCGCGAGAAAUUCGUUCGAUCGAAGUAAAAAGUCUACGCGCGACACACAAUGCCAUUUAUUAUUCAUUGAAAGGAAUAAACGGCGGGAAAAGAAUAAUAACUCAAUCUCUCCGUUUCGAACGAUUAGACGAAAGUGUACGGGCUCGUUGAAACCCGUGCCCGUCUUAUAUGUGUUUAUAUGUGUCUGUCUGUUUAUAUUCUUUGUGCUUUUUCGUUUGCGGGGUAGAGAGCUUUAUUUAUUGCGUUUCACUUCCGUUUUAAUUUUUACCGUUCUGUUUGUAGUUUUAAUUAUAGUAGAGAAUUUCUCACCACACAUGAACUUGGUUAUGUUGGCCGUACCAACGAACUAUCUGGAGAACUCGAGACACGGGGGCGGUGCAAGGCUAGCUGGUAUGCGUGUGCAAACACGCCGGAUCCGAACGGAGGAUCUUGUGCGAUUGAGUAUAAUUGAGAAACGGCGAUCGACACAUUCUUGUAACACGGUUCACCAGACAAGCCAUCAGACUUGUCGACCGAUCCCAUAAGACACGCGACAAGUUUCAUCCUGUUAAGCGACGAAAGAACAUUGAUUCGUCGUAGAUCGGCAAACUUGUUAUCAUCUCACGAAGAAUGUUUAUCACUUCUGUAUUAACUUCGCAUUUCGAUUGAAACGAAUUUCAUUACGUAAAUUUUCAUUGAGGAAGCUUGAAGUUGACAUUUGAAGUUGCAUUUUUAGAUAUACAUUUCUUGAACAUUCAUGUUUCGUCUUCAAGAAUUAUCAGACGUCGAUUAAUUUAGCGAAUGAAUUUUUCCUGCGAUCAUUUCAAACGCAUCUCACGGUGCACGAUGUCUGUCACACAAGAGACCAAUUAUCCCCCGAUACGAAACACACGACCACGUGAUCCAUCGAUCUACACACGAAUCGCAAGUUGUUGUCUUUUAUAAUUUUGUCACUCGAUUAUGUCUUUACUUGAGUUUCUCUCUACCCGCUCGGUAUACUUAAUUGUACUAUUACACAUUUGAUUUAUUUCAUCCCGUGACGUUGUGUACCCUAUCUCUCUCUCUCUCUCUCUCUCUCUCUCUCUCAUUAUUUUUGUUCCUCUGAUUUUUGUUCUCUCCUCUGUCUUUCUCUGUAUACUAUACACAACAUCAACGCCGUGUGUAGCGAUCGAUUUAAAACCGACGCGAUCGAAAUGUAUCGGGAAAAGGAAACAAAAAAAAAAAACAACGAACCGUGUUGCCGACAAAUAUAAUGAUUAUACUCAACGCAUAAGAAAGAAUCGAGCUGAAGUUCACGAGUUGGUUCGAUUCUACCGAUCGUAUCUUGGUGUGCGUGUAUGCGUAUGUGUGGUCUAGCAAUUGAUGCGCGUGUAACUCGAUCGGAACAUGUUAAGAAAAAAAAAAAUUGUCGAGCGGAAAAUGGCAGCGUUCUAUAACCACGCCACGUGUCUCUGGGUUCCCUACAGUUCUGGCGAUGCAUGAGACUAUUUUGAAAUGCCCGACACCUGGUUGCAACGGCCGUGGCCAUGUCAGCUCGAAUCGGAACACGCACAGGAGCCUGUCCGGAUGUCCCAUUGCUGCGGCCAAUAAGCAGGCUGCACGCGAGGCACGACACAAGGCUCAAGUGUCCGGAAUACCUCCAGAAUACAUCAGCACGAACCUGUUGCCACCGUCGAUGGAUAGCAAGAGCUAUUCCCAGUACGGGUCCACGGCGCAGGACACGAAACCGGUGUUAAGCAGCCUGACCUACGACUACUACUCUACAACGAAGAGCACGGGGAUCAACGUAAAACCUCCGAAAACACCGGAGGAGAAUCCCUCGUCCCGUACGACCAAGGUGGUCCCUAAAACCGAGAAUAUGACGCCAAGCGGCAGUUGCUGCAACACUCUGCCAACAAGAGGUCAAAACACCACCGAUUUGCUGGUACCGAAAACGGAAGAGACUGCCUCCUGUCGAGUUAACUCGCCGCUACCGCCUCCACCACCCACUGUACGACCAACCUACGACUCCUACAUGAAUCAAGACUCGAACUCUUCGUCCAUGUCAUCAAUGGACGCGAUGGGAUCCAGGGGAUCCAUCGGCGCGACGAUACAUCAUCCAAGUCAGCAUCCGACGCAUCACGUGUUGCCUAUGCAGCCAACGGUCGCUUAUCCGAUGCCAAUGGUCGAGGACACUAGGAUGAGCCAUCAGAUGUCGCAGAGAUCUCCGUACGAGCCAUCAGCCAUGAUGGCCGCAGCGGCGGCGGCUGCUGCUGCGGCCACCACCAGCGAGGAACUUUAUCAUCACAGAUCGGCGGAACACGCGAGAGCCUACAUGCACCCUGGAGCAAGUAACAUAGCCAGACCAGUUGUCACUUAUUCCAACGAGAUCGCAAACGCGAGGGGAUAUGAGAACGCGGUAGCCAGUGCGGCGAAUCAUCGACCGUACGAUCCUGGCACUACGUCAGCUUACGAAAGAUAUGACACGCAGAGUUGUGCGCCGAUUCAGUCUCAGCAGCAACAACAGCAGCAACAACAACAACAGCAGCAGCAGCAGCAACAGUUGCAUUCAAGGACGAAUAUGUAUUACCUGGGGCAAACUGGGAUGACGCCCGAGGAGCAGGAACGGGUGUACCAUCAGGAGGCUGCGGCCGCUGCGCAGCAACAUCAGAUGGCGAUGGCCGCUGCUACGGCUGCUGGGAUGAUGAAGACUGAGGAUGUAAAAUGCGUCACAGUAGCGCAAGUUCAGCAAAUGCAGAAGCCUGGUGGCCCUCCAACCUCUCCAGGUGGCUCAGUGAUGGACUUGUCAACCUCUAGCGUCACAUCAACAAGCCCACAGGCACCGCCUUAUGGUUCCAACAGUCUUAGCCCUCAGUAUGGCGGUGGUCAAACAGUAGGUGGCAGCCCUCAGGCUGCAGCAAGCCCGCACUUAACUGCAAGUCCUCAGGUUCCCAGUCCCCAAGGACAGACCCUCGAUCUCAGCGUCAAUAGGCUCCACAGCGGCGCGCCAAGUCCCCAAUAUCCGACCGGCCACGGAGAAGCUGUGGCGGUUCCCGUUGGACCUGGUUUCCCAGCGCCCAGACCAAUCGAGGAACAAACCGAGCCUGUGGACUUCUCGACGGCAAACGAGCCGGUCAAUUUCAGCGGGGGUCCUGGAAUCAGGCCUGUACCAGGUUUCCCGCCACCCGGUGUGCACGUCACGGCGUACAGUCGCGAAAGCACCCCCGACAGCGGGGGUUCCCACUACAUGGAUGCUUACCGCGAUCCCACUGGUUACGGACCGAUGAGCCCACACCCAGGAUACGGAAUGACAGGCGUUCAACCGGAAUAUCCUGGGAACACGUACACUCCUUACCCCACUGCAGGCUAUAAUUGCGGUGGAACUUAUCCCGGAGGUCCCGUGACUUCCGGUUACCAAAUCCCAGCUGGCUAUACGCCGACACCCUGUUAUAGUAUGCCACCUCCGCAGCACACAGUCGGACCUCUCGAUAAACCAACGGGUAAAGACGAUAGCUUGUCCGGUUGUCCGCGUGCCGAUCGUUCGCAGAUCCAAGCGCAUUCUCAGGAGCUCAAGUGUCCCACGCCAGGAUGCGAUGGUUCCGGACACGUGACCGGCAACUACUCGUCCCACAGAAGUUUGUCCGGUUGUCCACGGGCUAACAAACCGAAGAGCAAGCCUCGAGACGGUCAGGACUCAGAACCGCUAAGCGCAUCGGGCUGCCCCAUUGCAAACAGGAACAAAAUGCGUGUACUAGAAUCGGGAGGCACGGUGGAACAACACAAAGCAGCGGUGGCCGCAGCGACGGCGAUGAAAUUCGAAGGUGUGAACUGUCCGACGCCAGGUUGCGACGGGAUCGGCCAUAUAAACGGCUCGUUCUCCACUCACAGAUCUCUGUCAGGUUGUCCGAUAGCUGGCCAUGCGGUGAAGAAGCCAAAGUUCGAGGACAUGUCGACCAUGUACAGCAAAGGAAUCACCGGAGUGGACACCAGUGGUCCGGCUCACGGGGGUGCGGUGGGUACGGGUCAGGGUAACACGAGUUGUAGCGGUACCGCCAGUGGCCAGACCGAGGAUCUCUACAAACUGGAGGCCGAGAUCACGGAGCUCCAGAGAGAGAACGCUCGGGUCGAAUCGCAGAUGCUGCGCUUGCGCUCCGAUAUCACCGCCAUGGAGAACCAGCUGAAGCAAGGUGAAAAGGAAACAACGGCGAUUACCCAGCGAAACAACAACCUGACCGAGUACUAUCAGUCGCUGCGCGAUAACAUGAUCACGCUGUUGGAGCACGUGCGAAUACCGAACGCCCCGGGCGGACCGCAGGAGAAGAUGGGCCACGAGAACUUCGACAGUUACCUGACGAAGCUGCAGACACUAUGCACCGCCGAUGGUUAUUGCGCGGACGAGGCGAACCGGCCGAUAUACGAGACGGUGAAAACCGCGCUGCAGGACUUCACGGUCCUACCGACACCCAUCUGAGACCAUCCUUAAAGCUCGACGAUCGGGUACAACGUGACACGGACGCGUUUCGCGCGGUGACUUCGUUCUCGUUGUGACGACAAAAAGGGAAACUACACGAUGAUAACAGAGACACAAGGGGUUCGCGUUCGGUUUACCACACUGGACGGACUAUUCUGUGCGAUGAGAAAACGCGAACGAUGAAUCUCGUGUGUCGGUAGGACACGAGUAACAGAGUAACAGAGGGGAAGACUUUCUCUGAUACACGGGAGAUUGUGUCAUAACUCUUCGUGCUGAGAAUGGAGAGAACCGGGAGGACUUUCUACGAAUUAUCGAGUGAUCUGCUCGUAUACCAAAGGGAAAACGGUGCUUUCGAUGACGGUGAAUGUUGGACACAAGCCGACGACGACUGUAUAGACUGUUAGUAAAUGUUGUAAAAUACGGUACCUAAGGUAUCAUCUGAUAAUCAUUCAGUGUGAUCUCGCGGAACCGUGCGGAUUGACGUUGCUCAUAGUGGUAUCUUUUGUAUAUAAUGAACUCGUAGACCGUAAGAGUUUAAGGGCGAAGGCUCGCAGUCAUCGUGAUUGUAAAUAGACGGCAGAGAAAUAUAUAUAUAAAUAUAUAUAC
Molecule: messenger RNA, 6080 nt
Organism: Heterotrigona itama
Lineage: Eukaryota; Metazoa; Arthropoda; Insecta; Hymenoptera; Apidae
Source: the annotation of a GenBank genome assembly